AUGUCGGGCGUUCAACCUGUGGCGUUGUACGCCAUGAAAGUGCCUCCGGGCGACAUCAUGGUCCCCGCCGUCCCCGAGUUCGCUGCCAUGUUCCGUCUGACUAUGGCCGCCAUCGACCCCAGCGCUGAGCCCGAGCUCGAAGAUCCCGACGACAAGCGCCCUGCUCGAGCCACCCUCAAGCUGAUCCGCGUCCCAGAUGGCAUGCUUGAUGAGGAUGACGAUGAUGACGAUGAUGAGGACUACCUUGCCGCCCUAGAGGACGACGAUGAGGAAGAUGAUGAAGACGACGAAGACGAGGACGACGAAGAAGUCAAUGGCGGGCCGAGUGAGAAGAAGUCCAAAGCCAGCGCAGGUGAUGAGGACGACGAUGACGACGAAGAUAUGGAAGACGAAGAUGACGAGGAUGACGACGACGAGGAUGCAGCGGCCAUUGCGAGACUGACCGAGCUCAUGAAGAGCGCCAAAGGGAAAGGGAAAGCCAAAGCCCUGGAGGGAGAAGACGACGCCGACGAUGAAGAAGAUGAAGACGAUGAGGCUCUUGAGAUGGACGAGGUUGUAAUCUGCACUCUCGACCCCGAAAAGAAUUGCCAACAACCUCUGGACUUCGUGGUCGGCGAGGGCGAGAAGAUCUUCUUCAAGGUAUCUGGCGCAUACACCGUCAACCUUACUGGAAACUAUGUGAUUCCUCAAGACGACGUCCCUGCUCGUCUCUAUGACGAAGAUGAAGACGAUGAGGAGCUAGAUUAUGACCUGUCACCGGACGAGGACGAGCUCGACGCCCUCGAGGACGCCGACGAAGAGUCCGACGAUCUUGAUGAUCUCAAAGACCCUCGCAUCAAGGAACUCGACGAAGACGAUGAAGUGGACGCACUCAAGGCCAUCAAGAUGGCUGGGAAGGGCAAGAACAAACGGCCUGCGGAAGAUGACGAGGACGACGAGGAAGAGGACAAUCUAGACGACAUCGUCGCCAAGUCUCUCAAAAAGGAGGAAUCCAAGGAGGCAGCAGCACCCGAGAAACUCAGCAAAGCAGAGAAGAAGCGGCUCAAGAAACUCAAAAAGAACGAUGGCGAAGCCGUGGCGGUCGGCGCAACCGAAGGCAAGAAGGACACAACACAGACCAACGGCAGCUCUUCUGAGAAGAAAGUCCAAUUCGCCAAGAACCUAGAGCAAGGACCAACACCGUCCGCGACGCCUCCUACCUCUUCUGCCAAGUCGGCCGACAGCAGCAAGGAGAAGUCAUCAGGCGGCGCCUCUCUGGGCGUCAAGGAAGUCCAAGGCGUGACCGUCGACGACCGCAAACUCGGCAGCGGACCCGCCGCGAAGAAAGGAUCGCGCCUGGAGAUGCGGUACAUUGGCAAACUCGACAACGGCAAGGUCUUUGACAGCAACAAGUCCGGCAAGCCUUUCAGCUUCAAGCUCGGCGCCGGCGAAGUCAUCAAGGGCUGGGACAUUGGGCUCCAGGGCAUCCAGGUCGGCGGCGAGCGGAGACUGGUCAUCCCCGCGCACCUGGCGUAUGGGAACAAGGCUCUGUCGGGCAUUCCCAAAAAUAGCAGGUUGACCUUCGAUAUCAAGUGUCUGGCUGUGAAAUAA
This is a messenger RNA of Fonsecaea multimorphosa CBS 102226, 1590 nucleotides long. RefSeq lists its product as uncharacterized. Gene Ontology annotation, cellular component: chromatin; nucleolus. The record is from RefSeq and is a predicted model, not a curated record. The coding region runs from base 1 to 1590 and encodes 529 amino acids. Lineage: Eukaryota; Fungi; Ascomycota; Eurotiomycetes; Chaetothyriales; Herpotrichiellaceae. Gene Ontology annotation, molecular function: macrolide binding; peptidyl-prolyl cis-trans isomerase activity. The transcript has 3 exons.